GGCACGUGUAUGCAAAUGAGCGCGGUAUACUGGGGAGCGUCAGGGUCUCCAUCUGAUCCUUGGACUGGAUCACAUGAGACGCCGGCGGCCAACCCAAACCUUUGCGAAUCCCUCCUUCAACACCCUUCUCCCCCUCCUCCUGCCCAUCUGGAAGUUAAUAAGAGGGAUCCCGUGCAGAGAUUCCCUCACAAGCUCCCACUUGGACCCAGACAACACUCACAGCACACAAACGGAACCAUGCCUGUGCCAAAGAAAGCAGGAAGUAAAAACAGCACUGCAGCUGAAGAGAAGCUGCCUCCCUACGAGCCUAACAUCCCUGAACCCACCACAAGGGCCGACUUUGUCAAAUACUGGGUGCCCAUCUCCUUGGACGACAAAACCGCACAGAAACUGCUGUGGAUCUCAGAGGGCGGAGCUAAGGUGGCUCGCACCUCGGACGCCGUGUGUCCGUAUCCCAACAGGCCCGAGCGAUAUGAACACUCGCCACAGGUCCUGUGCAAGGAGGGUCUUCUGGGCUCCCGGGGCUACUGGGAGGUGAACUACGACGGCUGGGUGGUGAUCGGCGUGGUGGCGGACAGCGCGCCCAGGAAGGACGGCCCCUGCGGCCUGGGGGAGAACAGCAGCUCCUGGGGGGUGGGCUGGUCCGGCUCCUGCUACCAGGUGUGGCACAACGGCGAGAACGUGGACAUCAACCUGCCCCUGUGCCACACCAUGGGCGUCUACGUGGACCAGCCAGCCGGUAUCGUCAAGUUCCUGCUGGUGGAGGGCGAGGACGCCAAGGAGGUGCGGCUGGUCCACAAGUUCAAGAUAGGCCUGCAGGAGAAGCUUCACCCCGCCAUGUGGGUGGGCACAAACUCCUUCUGCCUCAUCAGGAAGAAGGAGCAGUGACCCCGCUCAGGUGUGGAAGUGGACAUUGAGAAGAAGCCAACUGUGGGGCGUUAACCUCUUCCUCAGUGCAAAUGUUCAAGUAACAGCCACAGUCCUUGGUGUUGUGAACAUGGCCGUUUGCACCCACUCCAUAUUCUAAGACUUUUUCUGACCAGUGAAAAUCUCCCUAAACUGUCUUUUUAUUGUAUUAACGUGUUUUUAUUCAUAACCUUGUCAAAAUCUCCCCAAAUUUGUCUCAAACAUUAUUAUAGUUUUAUUGUUAACAUUUUACUUAUGUUAUGAACAUGUUAUUCACAAUUAUCCCUGCAAUCUAUUAUUUUAUAGUUUUUGUUAUUAACGUGUUAUUAUCCAUAACCAGCCUGCCCUUCACCUUGUCAAAAUAUCCCCAAACUUGUCCCAUUUGUUUUUGCUGCAAAAUGUAGUGUAGUUUUCAUGUUAUUAAGGUGUUAUUAUCAAUAACCAGCGCCCCCUUACAUUGUCAAAAUCUCCCCAAACUUGUCUCAAACAUUUGUGCUCCUUCUUUUUGUCUAUUACAGUUGUAAUGUUAAAAUUUUAGUUUUUAUGUUAUGAAUGUUAUUCACAAUUACCCUGCAGAUGUGUCAAAAAUAACUGUCCAUUGUUUUUCUGUUAUUGUUUCAUAGUUUUCAUGUUAACGUUUUAAUCAUAACCUGCCAUCCCUUACAUUGUAAAAAUCUCCCCAAACUCAACGUUUGUGCUGCCAAUUAUGUUUUUCUCUAUUAGUAUAUAUAUAUAUCUAUAUAUAUAUAGAUAUAUAUAUAUAGAGAUAUAUAUAUAUAUAUGUGUGUAUAUAAACUGUAUAUACAUAUGUAUACAUAUAUGUAGAUAUAUAUGUGUGAAUACAUAUGUAUAUAUAUACAUGUUUAUAUGUAUAUAUAUGUGUAUAUACAUUGUAUAUAUGUGUGUGUAUGUAUAUAUAUAUAUGUAAUAUAUAUGUGUGUAUAUAUACACAUGUAUGUUUGUAUAUAUACACAUAAAUCCAUCCAUUUUCUACCGCUUGUCCCUUAUGAGGUCGUGGGGGUGCUGGAGCCUACCCCAGCUGUUUUUAUGUUAUGAACAUCCAUCCAUCCAUCCAUCAUCUUCCGCUUAUCCGAGGUCGGGUCGCGGGGGCAACAGCCUAAGCAGGGAAACCCAGACUUCCCUCUCCCCAGCCACUUCGUCUAGCUCUUCCCGGGGGAUCCCGAGGCGUUCCCAGGCCAGCCGGGAGACAGUCUUCCCAACGUGUCCUGGGUCUUCCCCGUGGCCUCCUACCGGUUGGACGUGCCCUAAACACCUCCCUAGGGAGGCGUUCGGGUGGCAUCCUGACCAGAUGCCCGAACCACCUCAUCUGGCUCCUCUCGAUGUGGAGGAGCAGCGGCUUUACUUUGAGUCCCUCCCGGAUGGCAGAGCUUCUCACCCUAUCUCUAAGGGAGAGCCCCGCCACACGGCGGAGGAAACUCAUUUCGGCCGCUUGUACCCGUGAUCUUAUCCUUUCGGUCAUGACCCAAAGCUCAUGACCAUAGGUGAGGAUGGGAACGUAGAUCGACCGGUAAAUUGAGAGCUUUGCCUUCCGGCUCAGCUCCUUCUUCACCACAACGGAUCGGUACAACGUCCGCAUUACUGAAGACGCCGCACCGAUCCGCCUGUCGAUCUCACGAUCCAUGAACAUUUUAUUGAUAAUCAACCCCGCAACCUUAUCAAAAUCUUAUAUGUGCUACAAACUUUUUUGUCUAUUUUAAUAUUGUUUCAUAGUUUUUAUGUUUACGUGUACUAACACAUUAAUCAUAACCAACCAAUCUCCUGAAACUCGUCUCAAGCGUUUGCGCUCAAUUAGUUUUAAAGUAAACAUCGUAUAGUUUUUAUGUUAUGAACGUGUUGUUAUUCAUAUUUCACCCCGCACCCUUUUUAAAAUCUCAUAUUUGCCAGAAUUUUUUUUUGUCCGUUUUAUAGUUUUUAUGUUAACAUAAUAAUGGAUUAGAUUUAUAUCGCGCUUUUUUAUCGACUAGAUACUUAAUCAUUUCCAAACUUGACCCCAAUCGUUUUUGCUGCAAUUUUUUUGUCUAACAGAUGUAUUUUGUUAUUGUUUUAACAAUCAAAACCAGCGUUAACAUAAAAACUAUAAAAGUUGGACAAAAAAAUUUUCCAGCUCAAGGUGGGGUGGCUGGUUAUAAAUAAAUAAAAAAAUUAUAACACAAAAACUAUAAUAGAGGAAAAAAAUGCAGCACAAACAAAAGGGGGAUUUUGACAAGGUGGGAUGACGUCACUGCUCAGAAAAUGUAUUUUAGAAUAACUUAAAAACCUAAACAGCACAAAGGAAUGGCAGUUAUUUUAAUAUUUGGAAUGAUAAGGAGAGCAACUUCACAAAGGGGUAGAAGAUGCCUUGUUUUCUUAUAAUAUUGUUCAUCUAAAUGUGUUGGGCUUUUUUUAGAUUUAGUCUUUGCAACUCGACCAGAGCGCUCGUCGGGCUUUGUCACCUGCCUCUUGCUUUGUGUGCAUAAGGACGCCCUCUAGCGGCCUUCUGUAGCACUGCACCAGUCACGUUAUCACACUGCAUUUCUCCUGGCCUUCCGCUCCUUUAUUUCAAACAUAAAAGUACUUUGAACACAA
This is a messenger RNA of Nerophis ophidion (straightnose pipefish), 3492 nucleotides long. RefSeq lists its product as uncharacterized. The record is from RefSeq and is a predicted model, not a curated record. NCBI's taxonomy places the organism in Eukaryota, Metazoa, Chordata, Actinopteri, Syngnathiformes, Syngnathidae. The transcript is spliced from 5 exons. Gene Ontology annotation, molecular function: protein binding. Bases 10 to 888 code for a protein of 292 amino acids.